This is a messenger RNA of Rhinolophus ferrumequinum (greater horseshoe bat), 2990 nucleotides long. It is a transcript of the gene IGDCC3, whose product is annotated as immunoglobulin superfamily DCC subclass member 3. Gene Ontology annotation, biological process: cell-cell adhesion; axon guidance. Lineage: Eukaryota; Metazoa; Chordata; Mammalia; Chiroptera; Rhinolophidae. Gene Ontology annotation, cellular component: axon; plasma membrane. The transcript is spliced from 14 exons. Gene Ontology annotation, molecular function: protein binding. Bases 254 to 2629 code for a protein of 791 amino acids. The record is from RefSeq and is a predicted model, not a curated record.
GCGGUGCGAGUGCGGAGCGCGCACCCCGGGCGAGGCUGACAGAUCGCCCCGGUAGGUGCAAGAUGGCGCAAGUGGCGCUCCCCUGGCGCCCCCAGCGCUCCUAGGCAGGCAUGUGGCCCCAGCCCCCCGCUGCCCGGGCUCGGCCCCGGCCGGAGCCCCGGCCCCGGCCCCGGCGCCGGCCCCGCGGGACGCUGUGAGCUGCGAGAGGCCCUGGAGCCGCGCGUCGCCGAAGCAAGCGGACCGAGAGAGCCCCAUGGCUGCUCCGCGCGCCGCGCCCCCGCGUCGCCCGCCCGCGCCGCGCGGGCCCCGGCUCCUGCUGCCGCUGCUGCUGCCGCUGCUGCUGCCCGCGCCGAGCGAUGGUCUUGGCCACUCUGCUGAACUGGCAUUUGCUGUGGAGCCAAGCGAUGAUGUUGCAGUCCCUGGUCAGCCUGUAGUGUUGGGCUGCAGGGUGGAAGGGACCCCUCCUGUGCGAAUCACCUGGAGAAAGAAUGGGGUGGAGCUGUCAGAGAGUACCCACUCCACUGUGCUAGCCAAUGGGUCCUUGAGGAUCCUCCACUUCCGGCUGGAUGGAGGAAGCCACCCUUCAGACGAGGGGGACUAUGAGUGUGUGGCUCAGAACCGUUUGGGGCUGGUGGUCAGCCGGAAGGCUCGCAUCCAGGCUGCAACCAUGUCGGACUUCCACGUGCAUCCCCAGGCCACUGUGGGUGAGGAGGGGGGCGUGGCCCGCUUCCAGUGCCAAAUCCAUGGUCUUCCCAAACCCCUAAUCACGUGGGAGAAGAACAGAGUCCCCAUUGACACAGACAAUGAGAGGUACACAUUGCUGCCCAAGGGGGUCCUGCAGAUCACAGGACUUCGGGCUGAGGACAGUGGCGUCUUCCAUUGCGUGGCCUCAAACAUUGCCAGCGUCCGUGUCAGCCACGGGGCCAGGCUCACUGUGUCAGGCUCAGGCUCCGGGGCCUACAAGGAGCCCAUGAUCCUCGUGGGGCCUGAGAACCUCACCCUGACGGUGCACCAGACCGCGGUGCUGGAGUGUGUCGCCACGGGCAACCCGCGCCCCAUUGUGUCUUGGAGCCGCCUGGAUGGUCGCCCCAUUGGGGUGGAGGGCAUCCAGGUGCUGGGCACAGGGAACCUCAUUAUCUCAGAUGUGACCGUCCAGCACUCGGGUGUCUACGUCUGUGCGGCCAACAGGCCUGGCACCCGGGUGAGAAGAACAGCACAGGGCCGGCUGGUGGUCCAAGCCCCAGCAGAGUUUGUCCAGCACCCCCAGUCCAUUUCCAGGCCAGCUGGGACCACGGCCAUGUUCACCUGUCAAGCCCAGGGUGAGCCACCCCCCCACGUCACGUGGCUGAAGAAUGGACAGGUGCUGGGGCCAGGAGGCCACGUCAGGCUCAAGAAUAACAACAGCACCCUGACCAUUUCUGGAAUCGGCCCUGAAGAUGAGGCCAUCUACCAAUGUGUGGCCGAGAACAGUGCUGGCUCCUCACAGGCCAGUGCCAGGCUGACUGUGCUGUGGGCUGAGGGGCUUCCCGGGCCCCCCCUCAAUGUGCGGGCAGUCUCCGUAUCAUCCACUGAGGUCCGCGUGUCCUGGAACGAGCCCCUGGUCAACACCAAGGAGAUAAUAGGCUACGUUCUGCAUAUCAGGAAGGCCACCGACCCACCGGAGCUAGAGUAUCAGGAAGCAGUCAGCAAGAGCACCCUUCAGCACCUGGUGAGCGACCUCGAGCCCUCCACUGCCUACAGCUUCUACAUCAAGGCCUACACACCCCGGGGAGCCAGCUCCGCCUCGGCCCCCACGCUGGCCAGCACCCUAGGUGAAGCCCCCGCCCCACCCCUGUUGUCAGUGCGGGUGCUUGGCAGCUCCACCCUGCAGCUGCUGUGGGAGCCCUGGCCCCGGCUGGCCCAGCACGAGGGCGGCUUCAAGCUGUUUUACCGCCCGGCAAGCAGGGCCUCCUUCACCGGCCCUAUCCUGCUGCCCGGAACUGUCUCCUCCUACAACCUCAGCCAGCUCGACCCCACUACAGUGUAUGAGGUGAAGCUGCUCGCCUACAACCAGCAUGGGGAUGGCAACGCCACAGCCCGCUUUGUGUCGUUGAGGGGAGCAUCUGAGAGGACAGCCCUGAGCCCACCGUGUGACUGCCGGAAGGAGGAAGCCACCAACCAGACAUCCACCACGGGCAUCAUCAUUGGCAUCCACAUCGGGGUCACCUGCAUCAUCUUCUGUGUCCUCUUCCUCCUGUUCGGCCAAAAGGGCAGGGUCCUCUUCUGUAAGGAUGUAGAAAACCAGCUGUCCCCUCCUCAGGGCCCCCGGAGCCAAAGAGACCCUGGCGUCCUGGCUCUGAAUGGGGCCAGACAGGGAGAGCGGGGCCAACGGGGCCGAGACGAGAAAUGUAUAGACAUGAAGGAACUGGAGCAGCUGUUCCCUCCGGCGGGGGCAGCAGGCCAGGCAGACCCCAGACCUAACCCCAGGCCCAUGCAGGAUCCUGCGGCCCCCACCCUGUGUGAGGAGACCCAGCUCUCCGUGCUGCCUCUUCAGGGGUUCGGCCUUCUGGAGGAAAGGACAUCGGAGGCCAAGCCCUGUGCAAGCCCCGCGGCUGUCCUGCCGCCGCAGGAGGCAGGCCCUGGCCAUUGAGGGGAAGCGCAGGCUACCUGGCCUUCCACAGCACCCGCUGCCCAGCCAGCUCUCUCGGGACAGUAGCCAGCGUCUGGCAGAUUCUGGAGACAGGCAGCCCCCCAUUCUCAGGUCAAAGGCAAGAUUUCUCCUGUCAUGUGGGAUACAGAUGGGGGCUCCCCAGCAUUUCUGUCCUGACUGCCCCUCAGGUUGUCAAGACCUAAAAUAGCUUCGGCAGGGAAACUCCCAAGGACCUGGAGGGGUCCCUGCAGGAGCCCCUCCCUUGGGCUAAUGCCCCCUUACUUGGUACCUAAUGCCUCUACUUGGUAUUCACAUGACUUGGAACUGAACUAAUGUUUUCCUUUUUUAAAAAAAAAAAAAA